AGAGCCAAAUACAUCAAAGUUCAAUCCCAGAGGAUGGAGGGAGUUUAACGGCUCUUUACAACAAAACAUCAGCCUUCGGUGUCACAGACAAAGAACAUAAACCCAGAGCCUCAUCUCCUCGUUUCCAGGAUGGAUUCACUCUUUUCUGGAUUCUUUGUGAACUUGGAUGCCACUGCUUUGCUGCUCUUCAUUGUGGUUUUCAUCCUCACUGCAGAUUACAUUAAGAACAGGAGGCUCACCGGGUUCCCCCCUGGACCCCCAGCACUUCCUAUUGUGGGCAACAUAUUCACCCUGGACCACAAGAGGACACAUGAGAGUAUGACUGAGUUAGCGGGCAGAUAUGGAGAUGUGUACAGCAUGCGAAUGGGCCAGAGGUGGGUGGUGGUCUUAAAUGGGUUUGAGGCUGUGACACAAGCUCUGGUAACUCAGGGGGACAGUUUUUCAGACCGCCCAAGCAUCCCUCUGUACGACGACAUAUUUCAUGGACUAGGUGUAAUUUUAAGCAACGGGCACAUGUGGAAGCAGCAGAGACGUUUUGCACUUUCUACCCUGAAAUAUUUUGGAUUUGGUAAGAAGUCACUUGAACCUAUGAUCCUGGAGGAAUUCACAUACGUCGCAAAAGAGAUCAGUGCCUAUAAAGGUAAACCAUUUAAUCCUCACCUCAUCGUCAACAACACUGUUGCUAACAUCAUCUGUUUGCUGGUCUUUGGACAUCGCUUUGAGUACGGUGAUGAGCAAUUCAAGAAAAUGAUGAAGUUGUUUGAACAAAGUAUUCAAAUACAAGUCUCCGUUUUGGCAGAGCUUUACAACGCCUUCCCUCAGCUGAUGAGAUGUUUACCGGGACCACAUCAGAAAUUCAAGAGAAUCAAUGAAGAGCUGAAGGACUUUGUAAGAACAGAGGUUAAAGACCACAAACAGAAGUGGGAUCCUUCAGAUCUACGAGACUUCAUCGACUACUACCUGAAUGAAAUUCAGAUGAGUAAAGGACAGGAUGACAGUACUUUUGAUGAAGAAUGCCUGAUCAUGUCUGUAUUGGAUUUGUUUGGGGCUGGAUCUGAGACCACAUCCACCACCCUGCGUUGGGCGUUCCUCUUCAUGGUCAAAUACCCCGAGAUCCAGGAGAGGGUUCAGGCUGAGAUAGACUCUGUGAUUGGUCAGUCUAGACCGCCGUCAGUGGACGAUCGUGCAGACCUGCCCUACACUGAUGCUGUGAUCCACGAGAUCCAGAGGAUGGGGAACAUAGUCCCCCUCAACCUCCCCCAUGUCACCAACAGGGACGUCCAUCUGAGAGGAUACACCAUCCCAAAGGGUGUUACAAUUAUACCUAAUCUGACAUCUGUGCUGUUCGAUAAACGUGAGUGGAAGACGCCCUUCACAUUUAACCCAGGACACUUUCUAAAUGAGGAGGGGAAGUUUGUGAAGCCAGCUGCCUUCAUCCCUUUCUCUGCAGGGAAGCGUCUGUGUCUCGGGGAGAAUUUAGCCAGAAUGGAGCUUUUCCUCUUCUUCACCUCCUUCAUGCAGCAUUUCACCUUCUCCAUGCCUCCAGGAGUGAAGCCUGUGUUGGAUUAUCGCUUUGGAAUCACUCUGUCACCUGUACACUAUGAAAUCUGUGCAAAACCACGACAUGAAUAGAUCACACAAUUCAUUUAUCAAGGAUUUUUGUAUGCUGGAGGUACAGCUGUCAUCACUGUCUUAGUUACUGUACAAUUACAGCUUUUUCCAGGAGAAAUUAAUC
Molecule: messenger RNA, 1735 nt
Organism: Sphaeramia orbicularis (orbiculate cardinalfish)
Lineage: Eukaryota; Metazoa; Chordata; Actinopteri; Kurtiformes; Apogonidae
Product: cytochrome P450 2J6-like
Exons: 9
Coding region: 130-1632 (500 amino acids)
Biological process (GO): xenobiotic metabolic process
Cellular component (GO): cytoplasm; intracellular membrane-bounded organelle
Molecular function (GO): iron ion binding; oxidoreductase activity, acting on paired donors, with incorporation or reduction of molecular oxygen, reduced flavin or flavoprotein as one donor, and incorporation of one atom of oxygen; heme binding
Source: RefSeq, a predicted model, not a curated record